CACCCGGUUGCCGAGACAGUAGGCAGUCAGUCGUAUAAAUAUUCCCCAAAGCAAAAAAAUCAGAAGCUCAAUUUAUUUUAGUGUUUAAUUAUUAAUAUUAUUUUGUGCCGGGCGCUCUUCCUCUUGUCUUGUGACAUCCAAUUCUCGCUUCGCCUGUGUUCACCUUUCUUCGGUUUCUGACAAUUAUCCAAAUCUUGUUUCUGCUCCUUUUCAAUUCUGCUGCCCCUCCGUUCCAUGAAGUUUGCUCUGCGUGCGGUUCCAUCGGAGGCGUAUUUUACCAACUCCAACUCUGCCACGUCCUUGCCCGUACAAUGAGUGCGGUGAACAUCACCAACGUCGCCGUGCUCGACAAUCCGGCCUCUUUUUUGUCCCCUUUUCAGUUCGAAAUCUCCUACGAAUGCGUUACUCCUCUCAAAGACGAUCUGGAGUGGAAACUUAUUUACGUAGGAUCUGCUGAAGAUGAAACUUAUGACCAACUUUUGGAAAGUGUUCUUGUUGGCCCAGUCAACGUUGGCAAUUAUCGUUUUGUUUUGCAGGCAGACCCUCCGGAUCCUUCCAGAAUUCGCGAGGAAGACAUUAUAGGUGUCACGGUGCUUUUAUUGACAUGCUCUUACGUGGGACAAGAAUUUGUCCGUGUGGGCUAUUAUGUCAAUAAUGACUAUGAUGAUGAGCAGCUGCGAGAGGAGCCUCCCCAGAAGAUCAUGAUUGACAGGAUUCAGAGAAAUAUAUUAUCUGACAAACCAAGAGUGACCAAAUUUCCCAUCAAUUUCAACCCGGAAAAUAGUGAGAACGGAGAACAAGCUCCUUCCCCUGAUCAAGUUGCUGAAGCAGAUAAGCAUGAAGAAGAGACACUCCACUCAGCAAAUAGCAUUUCAGAUAAAGAUGAGCCUAAAACAUGAUGCGACUAACUUCUCCAAUUCCAUGGCUUCUUUAGUCAUCAUGUUGUUGCUGGGUAUCCGCGUUUGACAUUGUUAGUUUAAAUUAGAUCUCAACUAGGAUGGUUUUAUUUUUUGUGGCUGCUAUUUGCUGUCAAAACUGUCAGUCGUUUUGGUUCUUGCAUCAGUUAAUGCAAGCUAUGCCGUGCAAAUAUCUGGCAUCGGUUUCUUAUGGGGCUACAGGAAAUAUAUUUGUAGUUUUCAGAUCUUCCAAAUUCUAAGGUGUUCAAGGACUUGUGCAGUGUUGAGCCAUUUUUAGUUCAAACUUAUGGCUUAGGAGCCAUUUUUUUUUUGUUCGAGAAGCUUUAGGAGCCUCUUUUUUGCUGGCUUUUGCCUGUUACUAAAGUUACAGUUUUGUUAAUGUGAUUUUUGUGUUUUUGUAAAAACCUGCUGACGAAAGGAAAUCUGUUGAAGCGUGGAAUGCAAUUUGUAGGGGUGAUUUUGAAA
Messenger RNA from Salvia miltiorrhiza (redroot sage), 1382 nucleotides. Its product is annotated as probable histone chaperone ASF1A. Gene Ontology annotation, biological process: DNA replication-dependent chromatin assembly. The coding region runs from base 312 to 899 and encodes 195 amino acids. The transcript is spliced from 3 exons. NCBI's taxonomy places the organism in Eukaryota, Viridiplantae, Streptophyta, Magnoliopsida, Lamiales, Lamiaceae. The record is from RefSeq and is a predicted model, not a curated record. Gene Ontology annotation, cellular component: nucleus. Gene Ontology annotation, molecular function: histone binding.